Messenger RNA from Owenia fusiformis, 561 nucleotides. Lineage: Eukaryota; Metazoa; Annelida; Polychaeta; Sabellida; Oweniidae. The record is from the annotation of a GenBank genome assembly.
GACGCAAAUGCGGAAGUAAAAAAAAUGUUGAAAAAUAGUAUAAAGAUCGCCCCUGGAGCAAUAGUUUGCAGUGAAUGUGAGAUUAAAGGUGAUGUUACAAUAGGUGCCAGAACGGUGAUCCACCCAAAGGCUCGCAUCAUUGCAGAGGCAGGCCCCAUCGUCAUUGGAGACAGUAAUCUCAUAGAGGAGCAGGCUCAAAUUAUAAACAAAGCAAGUGAUGCUGGAGAUGGUGGGACCAAGGCUGUCAUGGUGAUUGGAAACAACAACCAGUUUGAGGUUGGAUGCUAUUCUGAAGCUAUGCAGAUAGGAGACAACAACAUACUGGAGACAAAAGCUAUAGCUGGCAAGACUGUUUUGUUGACGAAUGGUUGUAUAAUAGGGGCCCAAUGUGAGGUGACAAGUAAUGAGACUCUACCAGAGAACACUGUGAUAUAUGGGAGAGAAUGCCAGAGGAGGGUACAAUCUGAGAGACCCCCACCACAGACUCUACAAUUGGACUUUUUAACAAAAAUUUUACCAAACUAUCAUCAUAUGAAAAAGCCAAAUAAAAGAGAAAAGUGA